AUGCUACCAAAAGAUAAAAGCCUUAAAGCUAAAUAAAAAGUAGAUAGUAGUGAUGAAGAGGAUAAUAUUUUGGAUCAAAAUAUAAAGCGAUUGUUUAUUGAUCUAAUUUAUAUUUUUAAGGCAAUGAAUUCUUCUAAAAAUGAUAAAAAACUAGAUCCUCUCUAAGACUCUAUUGGGUUAUUGUUAGAUUGUCAGAAAUAAAAGUAGAAUCUAUUAAAAUCUAUUAAAGAUUUGAUUUUUAAGUAUUUACCGCAAAAUUAAUUAUUGGAUUAAAUUGAAUAGACUCUUUUUGAUUGCUUAAUUCAAUUAAAUUUUAAUCAGGCAGAAAAUUUAAUCAAUUAUCUAAAAGAACUAUUUGAAUUAUAGUAAGAUAAUUUAAAAUUAGGUAUUUUGGAAAAAAAUGAGUAAGACUUAUUAGAAAAUUUAAAAGAAUCUAUUGAUUUGAUUAAAACUUAAACUAAAAAAUAAAUUGUUCAAAAUUAAGUUAUAAAAAAUUAUAAUUUAUCUGAAAUAAAUGUACUAAAUUGCCCCAAAAAAUGCUAUUAUUCAUCAUUUUAAGGGAAGAAACUUAGUUUAAAGAGGUAUAUUAAGUACAAUGAUAACAAAAUAACUUUUAUUUCUUGUGCUGAUGACGAAGCUCAAUACUAUUUUGAUUUUGAAAUUGAAUUUGAUAAAAAAUAUACGCUUUUACUUUAAUUUGAUAAGAACCCUUAAAAAAAGUUUACAAUAGGUGUUUCGAAUGAAUCCCUUUUACUUCAAAGAGUUGCAUAUGAUGAACCUAAUUCUUAUUUUUCAAAAACUUUUUAUCCUGAAUGGUAAAUAGGAAAUAAGGAGUGCUCAUAUAUAAUAAAAGGUGCUGAGUUAUCCUUCUAACCUAAAAUUGGUUAAAUAAUUGAACUCAGAAUAUCUCUUAGCUAAAAUUUAAUAGAAUUUGCUGAUUAUCCAAAAAGAUAAAAUAUAAACACAAAUUUUUAAGAUCAUUAAUUUGUUGAAAGUUAAGAUAGAUAUGUAAUUGGAUUAAAUUUAUGCAAUGAGCAAUAAGUGUCUAUAUUAUAGAUGUAAGAAGUCAUGAACUUUAUAUAUUGA
Molecule: messenger RNA, 1086 nt
Organism: Tetrahymena thermophila SB210
Lineage: Eukaryota; Ciliophora; Oligohymenophorea; Hymenostomatida; Tetrahymenidae
Product: kinase domain protein
Exons: 1
Source: RefSeq, a predicted model, not a curated record